This is a messenger RNA of Lodderomyces pseudojiufengensis, 1665 nucleotides long. RefSeq names its product chaperonin-containing T-complex alpha subunit (gene TCP1). Gene Ontology annotation, biological process: protein folding. The transcript has a single exon. Bases 1 to 1665 code for a protein of 554 amino acids. Gene Ontology annotation, molecular function: ATP binding; ATP-dependent protein folding chaperone; ATP hydrolysis activity. Lineage: Eukaryota; Fungi; Ascomycota; Pichiomycetes; Serinales; Debaryomycetaceae. Gene Ontology annotation, cellular component: chaperonin-containing T-complex. The record is from RefSeq and is a predicted model, not a curated record.
AUGUAUACAGCAGCAAGACCAGAUACAUUAUUUUUAGGAGCUCAAAAAGUAAGUGGAGAUGAUGUUAGAAAUCAAACAGUAUUAGCAGCACAAACAGUUGCUAAUGUUGUUAAAUCAUCAUUAGGACCAGUAGGAUUAGAUAAAAUGUUAGUUGAUGAUAUUGGAGAUGUUACAGUUACAAAUGAUGGAGCUACAAUAUUAUCAUUAUUAGAUGUUCAACAUCCAGCAGGUCAAAUAUUAGUUGAAUUAGCUCAACAACAAGAUAGAGAAAUUGGAGAUGGUACAACUUCAGUAGUAUUAAUUGCUGCUGAAUUAUUAAAAAGAGCUAAUGAAUUAGUUAAACAUAAAGUUCAUCCUACAACAAUAAUUUCUGGAUAUAGAUUAGCUCUUAAGGAAGCUAUAAGAUAUAUUAAUCAAAUAUUAUCACAAAAUGUUGAUAGUUUAGGUAAAGAAACUUUAAUUAAUAUUGCCAAAACAUCAAUGUCUUCUAAAAUUAUUGGAUCAGAUUCUGAUUUUUUUAGUAAAUUAGUUGUUGGAGCAAUGUUAGCUGUUAAAACAACGAAUUCAAAGGGUGAAAUAAAAUAUCCAAUAAAAGCUGUAAAUAUAUUAAAAGCUCAUGGAAAAUCUUCUUUGGAAAGUAUAUUAGUUGAUGGUUAUGCAUUAAAUUGUACAGUUGCAUCACAAGCAAUGAUAAAAUCAAUAAAAAAUGCUAAAAUAGCAUGUCUUGAUAUAAAUUUACAAAAAGCAAGAAUGGCAAUGGGUGUACAAAUAAAUAUAGAAGAUCCCAAUCAAUUAGAAGAAAUUAGACAAAAAGAAUAUAGUAUAAUUCAAGAAAAAAUAAAUAAAAUUAUAAAUAGUGGAGCAAAUGUUAUUAUGACAACAAAGGGAAUUGAUGAUUUAUGUUUAAAACAAUUUAUUGAAAAUAAUUGUAUGGCAAUAAGACGUUGUAAAAAAGAAGAUUUAAGAAGAAUUGCAAGAGCAACUGGUGCAACUCUUGUAUCAUCAUUAAGUAAUUUAGAAGGUGAUGAAGUUUUUGAUUCAUCAAACUUGGGGUUUGCAGAAGAAGUUGAACAAAUUAAAAUAAGUGAUGAUGAAUGUAUAUUAAUAAAAGGAACAAAACAACAUUCAUCAAGUUCAAUAAUAUUAAGAGGUCCAAAUGAUUAUUCAUUAGAUGAAAUGCAAAGAUCAAUACAUGAUUCAUUAUCAGUUGUAAAAAGAACUUUAGAAAGUGGUCAUGUUGUUCCUGGAGGUGGUGCAGUUGAAACUGCUUUAAAUAUUUAUUUAGAAAAUUUUGCAUCUACAGUUGGUAGUAGAGAACAAUUAGCAAUAGCAGAAUUUGGACAAGCUUUAUUAAUUAUCCCCAAAACAUUAGCAAUGAAUGCAGCAAAAGAUUCAAUGGAUUUAGUAAGUAAAUUAAGAACAUAUCAUGCAGCAGCUCAAAUGGCUAAAACAGAUGAUACUAAGCGUAAAAAAUAUAAAAAUUAUGGAUUAGAUUUAAUAAAUGGAAAAAUUAUAAAUGAAGCAGAAUUUGGUAUUGUUGAACCAACUAUUUCCAAGAUAAAAUCUUUAAAAUUUGCUUUAGAAGCUUGUGUUUCUAUUUUAAGAAUUGAUACUAUUAUUGAAGUUAAUCCUGAACCUCCAAAAGAAGAUCCUCAUGGUCAUUAG